GUUUCGUUUACGUAUGCGCGAGGUUACGCUCUCGAUAGGUUAGGUCGAGGGAAUUGCCGCGAUUAAUCGAUCGCUCGCGCGGCUUGUUUGACUUGAUUCCUGAUUCUCUUCUAUUAACACUGUAAGAGUAACGAACUAGGAGUAUUCAAUAUGGAAACAAACGACGAUGAGUUUCCCAAAAAAGUUAAACGACACUUUGCGGAAGCUUGGCUCACUAAUGAAAAAUAUAAAUCUUGGAUACGCAAAGUACCAUACGAUAACAGCCUUUAUCAUUGCGUCAUAUGCAAUAAGAAUUUCUCGUGCAGCUCGGUACACAUUUCAAGACACGCGGAGUCGGCGUAUCACAAGAAUAAUAUGACCAGGGAUCCAUUAUCUAACGACGAUGAAGAUUUUUUAGCGAAAAAGUCUCGUAGACCAGUAUUUCAACCGGAAUGGCUAGAAAUCGACCGGUAUAAAUAUUGGUUGCGCGAAGUGCCGCACGACGAGAGUUUGUUUCAUUGUAUAAUCUGCAAUAAAUCCCUUACCGGUGGUCUAUCGCAAAUUCAUCGUCACGGAGAAUCCAAGGCGCACUUAGACAGAUGUAAAAAUAAUAUCGAAAUUGAAAGCAGAGGUAUAAUAAUCAAAACUGAAGUGAUGAGCGAGAACGAGGAUUCAAAUAUGCAAUCUAACGAAACUAAUUUCUUAUUUAAUGAGCGUAGAAAAUCGGCGGAGAUGAGGUACGCCGCGCUCAUCGCCGAAAAAAAUAUCUCUCAUCAGAUUGCCGAAGAGAUUCUUAGCUUUUUUCAAGAAAUAGGAAAGGACUCGAACGUGUUAAAAAACAUGAGUAUGGGACGUACGAAAUGUACAAAUAUUAUGACAAACGUGUUGUGCCCAAUUGAGACCGAGCGCGUUGUUGACAAGACUCAGAACACGAAAUUUACAAUAAUUAUUAACGAAACACCUGAGAUUUCUAAUUGUAAAUGGCUAACUUUUAUCGUUCGCUACGUUGACCCGGAGACACUAGAUGUUCGUUCACAAUUGAUCAAAUUAAUUGAUAUCGAUCCAAAAGAUUGCAGUCCAGACAAAUUUUUUGAGGCAUUUCAAUGUGAAAUGUCAAAAUUGCAAAUACCAUUUGCAAACGUCAUUGCUUUGUCGUGUGAAAACACGUCUAUCAUGACGGAGGAACAUUUGUCGUUCAAGACAAAAUUAAAAGAAAUUUGUCCAAAUUUGUUAACGUUUCCUUGCCCGUGCCAUUCCGUCGCGUUAGCGGCGCAUGCCGCGUGCGCUAAAAUGCCCGAAUUUUGCGAAGAAUUUAUUAUAAGUAUUGCCGAUUACAUUAAUAGCAGUCCGAAACGUUCGGCUGUCUGUCGCGAAUUUUCCAAAUGCUCCCAGGAAACGAAUCGCAAAAUGUUAAAGUUAUCUGAGACCCACUGGAUUUCACACUACUUGAGUGUAGAAAAACUUUUGGAAUCCUGGGAUACGAUUCAACAUUUUCUUAGUGGAACGGUUACGAGUGAGAAAACAAACUGUGAGGAAUAUCUAUUGUCUAUGAUGAACAAUGUAGAAAUGAAAGCCUAUUUUCUCUUCUUAAAAUAUGUGUUAAAGUUUUUUAAGAUAUUUAUUGCAUUUUUUCAAGUGCCAGAUACGCGUAUUUAUUUAUUGCAUCAAAAAUCUGUAAAUCUUCUUUACCAAAUCUGCCGACAUUUUUUAAGAAAGAAGCAUCUAAAACCUUUCGCCCCGAACACGACAUUCUCUAUAAAGGAAAAUCGAAAAAUUCCCAACAGAGUUUCUUUAGGAUCAGAAUGUGAGAAGUACCUUGAUGAAUUGAUAGUACAAGGGCAUACAGAUGUAAUUACAAAUAUUAGAAAGAACUGCCUGGAGUUUUAUAUAACCGCUGCUGAAGAGCUUCGCGAAAGGUUGCCCGUGAAUGAUAUAUUCUUAUCAAAAUUACAAGCUUUUAGUCCUUCAAAUAGUUUAUACAGUAUUGACAGAGAAGCAUCGUUUAACGAUGUUGCUUUUGUAGCUAGAACUUUUGGCGAUUUCGAUGAAGAUGCUUUAAAAAGAGAAUGGAUGGCGCUACCGUUAGAUUUUACAAUAAAUGAGCAACAAAAUCUUUCUAAAUUAAACUUCGACAAUAUGUGGAGAAAAAUUGCGCAUUGUCGAUAUCCAAACGAUAUCGCCAAAUAUCCUCACUUAACAAAUGUUCUAAACCUUGUCCGAUCACUUCCUAAUUCAAGUACCGAUCCGGAGAUGUUUUCCCUCUUAAAUAAUUUAAAAGCGAAAAAACGUAACAAACUCCUAUCCGUUUCUGUUAAUGCUAUUUGCGUCAUCAAGUCUGCACUGAAAGCGAGAGGAGAAAAACCUAUAAAUAUGAUGAUCGAGAGAAAACACUUAUCUUUUAUGUCAGCGAACAAAUUAUACCAGAAUGCUAAAAAAUACAAUACUUUAAAGCCAUAUAUUAUGGGUGUUAACGAUACUGCGGAUGUUAACGAUAGUAUGGAUAUUAAUGAUACUAUUGAUGUUAACAAUACUAUUAAUAUUAAUGAUACUAGUACGGACGUUAAUGAUACUGCGAAUAUUAAUGAAAUUACAGAUGUUAACGAUACUGGGGAUAUUAACGACACUAUGGAUGUUAGCGAUACUAUAGAUGUUAACGAUACUGUGGAUAUUGCUGGUCCCUCGUUUGCAGAAUGAAAAUGUUAAACAUUGUUGUUGUUUGUAAAAGAUAUAUCACGCUUAUAGAAUAUAAAUUUGAUAUAAAAGAACCUAUCUAUAGUGUAUAUAAAUAUCCUAUUAUAUAUACGUGUAUGUAUACAUACAUCUACAGCACACAGACAUACUGACAAUGAGACUGGAAAAUGUAAAAAAUUAUUUUUUUAAUACUAUAAUUUUAGUAUUUAAACUUUUUUGUACUGUAUAUCUACUAUUUAUAUAUAAAUUAAUAACAAUUUUUUACAUUUUCCUCUUGAAUGAAAGUGAUUCGUGAUUUAUGUUGAUAUAAUAUAUAUAUGUAUAUUAUAGAUUAAUGUAAAAUAAAUUGAUUGAGAAUAAAAAUGAAUCGAGAAAUGAUUAAAUUUUAUGCUUUUUUGCUUGUAAUACAAAUCAAUAUUUUCACUCUGCGAAAAAGUGACUUUUGCUCAUCAGAAAAAAAUAUUGUAAUAAAUCAGAAUUUCUAUCUUAGCAUUUGCAUUAUCAGCGAUGAUAAUUAAAAAUCUUUUGGAAUUCGUAUUUUUUUCUCUAAUUCACACUUCUGAGAUGCGUCCGCGUCCACUAUUUUGUGAUUUUGCAACACGCUGAAAAAUGCUAUUUUUAUCCAAAAUCAGUAUCCUUUUAUGCAAAAUAUUUGUUGUUAAUUUAAAUAAGUUAAGAUAUUGGCAGCCUAAAAAUAGUGAUGGAAAAAAGAACCAUAGUGAGAUAAAGAAUGAGGGCAGCGUAAUACAUUGACACAUGCACACGCUUAAUUUUAAAUGAAUUUUUGUUGAAUCGUCAUGUUAAAACGCGCGAGUUUAGGAAUCAAUGAUUACUCGUUUAGUUAUGAAAGAUUAUGAGCACAAUAUGCACUUUCUUUAAUGAAAUUAUAUGUUAAAUCUUUUUAAUAAAAAAAUUUUAGCUUU
This is a messenger RNA of Solenopsis invicta (red fire ant), 3593 nucleotides long. RefSeq lists its product as uncharacterized. The transcript is spliced from 2 exons. The coding region runs from base 151 to 2673 and encodes 840 amino acids. Lineage: Eukaryota; Metazoa; Arthropoda; Insecta; Hymenoptera; Formicidae. The record is from RefSeq and is a predicted model, not a curated record.